Messenger RNA from Oncorhynchus kisutch (coho salmon), 5945 nucleotides. Its product is annotated as protein tyrosine phosphatase domain-containing protein 1-like. Lineage: Eukaryota; Metazoa; Chordata; Actinopteri; Salmoniformes; Salmonidae. The record is from RefSeq and is a predicted model, not a curated record. Gene Ontology annotation, biological process: cilium assembly; protein dephosphorylation. Bases 1923 to 3980 code for a protein of 685 amino acids. Gene Ontology annotation, molecular function: protein tyrosine phosphatase activity. The transcript has 10 exons.
CCUGUCACUGCCAUUUGUAGCCAGGUGGUGGAGCCAUCUGCAGGCAACCACGGUAACCCCCCAGCUAUCGGAGAGUACUACUAGCCUUGUCUGAGCCAGAACGGCCAAUAGGGCACGAGCCGAUCUACUGUUUCUGUAAAGGGAUGCAGUUGUUGUUUACUUAGCGAGAUAAUUCCGAUCUAGAUUAAGUGUCUAGGAGGAGGGACUAGAGGUUGUUUCUAGACGUUAAUUUAGUUAUUGUGCCUGUCCCUGGUUAGGCCUGCCUGGACAGUUGUCCCACACUAUGAUCUCAUUCAUCAGGCCAGGCUAAUCUUCUCAACAGUAUCCUCUCAUCCAGAGGCCAUGUAUCACCCUCUGUUAUGUGAGACUCCUACACAAUUAGAUAUCUUUACAAAAGAGUACAAUUAAGCUGAAAAGGAGUAGAAUUUAGUCACAAUUUACAUAGGGGGAGUCUUUGUUUCACUGUGGAUGCAACCGCACAAUACAAUUACACAAUGUAACAGCACAGUAAUAUAAUGUUACUAGAGUCAUUACAGUGUAACUACACAAGAAAAAUCUAUGUAAAGUGUUACCAAAUAAAAGAUGUGUUGUGCCCUCAGAGGAUUGAACUAGACUGAAGUACUAAGCUGAUCAGAUAUUACAAGAGGUUACAGUAACCUUAAAUCCUUCAUGAACAACACAAUCAGUUAAGUGCAGGACUGUCAAUCCGCUAAUCAAUUUAUCCUCCUUACCAUGUCACACAUUCAUCAAUCAUCUGUUGUGAAAGCCAUUGUAAGCAGCAUGUUCUACCCUACCAGAAGGUUCUAUCUUACCAGAGGGACCUCAAGGACACUUUCCCUUCCCAAUUACCAUUCAUUGUUUCAGAAUGGCCUGAGAUGCGUCAGUGUCUAUCUUUCCCUUCUUAGACGGAUCCAUAAUCAGCUUUCAAGUACCUCAGGUAAGCAAAUCAUGAUCGAACUUGACACUGUGCUUCCUAUUUCAUUCAGGUCCUGCCCCUUACCUGAAUAGGAUUGACUUAAUCUUCUCUACAGUGUCUGAACCUGGAUAUCACAGUCAAUGACAGUUGCUUCACUUUGGUUGUUAAUUCCAUCAACAAACAAAUGUGCCAUAGGAUUUUCUUUGUGUGUAGGAUUGAUAUACAGUGCACCAUAGCACCCUGAAUGACUCAAUGAGAUUACAGUUCAUAUUUUGGUGUAAACAUACUAUACAUUGGAUGUAUUGAUUUCUGAUCACAUGAUAUCUCUGGAUGAUUGAUCCGAAGACCGUAAUGAAAUGACUAACAAGUGUUAUCUCAUUGUGGUUAUGAACUGAAGGGAGUUCAAAUCUACAUGGUCAGAGAUGACCAGUCAUUUUUGCUCUAUUGGGAGGUGGAGUGGCCACUGGGGCUUUUGCCUGUUGAACCUAUUUGUACAGUAAUGAGAUUAGUGGGUUAAUCCAGGAGUCAGGAAUAGACCUACUGCUCUUCCUCCUGAGGGAGGUACAGUACAUGACUAAGGAGGAGAGAAGAGGAGCAUCCAGGGAGGUGUCUUAACGUCCAGAGCCAUGCCACGGUUCAACCUACACCUCUGAUGGUCCUCCUUUCUCUGACUCCUCUCAACGGAGGCAGCCCAGGAUGCUGUAUUUCCAUGGAUCAAAAUACCUGUUCCUGGUGAGAUACAUGGCACUGCCAGUCCAGAGAUGAGCAUAACAAAUGCAGUAGAUGGUGUCGUUGCCAAACCCUACUUUCCAGAGAUAAUCCAGGCUGAUUAACUGAAGACCCGUGGUGGUGCAGGAAGACUAAAGCUUAGAUUUACAGCAUCUGAGCAGACUGCUGUCUGUGGUCCAACGUGGGCAUGUGGAGUCGUUUUAGGUUGAUGUCUGAAGAUGCUGACGAUCACUAGCUCCACAUCCUUGUUGCUACGGGUGCACUGCCAUGGCAGUGGAUGUCUGCCUGGGUAUUCCGUCCUCUAGUACUCCACCCUCAGACAAGCAGUGGAGUCCCCUACCGCUACAUGGAGUCAGUCAGGACCCCCCGGGCGAAUUACACGUUGGUCGGGGAGGUGAUACGUCAUGUCAUACCUGGAGCCACACAGUGCUCCAUAGGGUGUGGAGGUCUGAACUGCAAGUAUGAGGACCCUGACCGCUGGAGCGAGGACAAGCAAGCCAUCAAAGGCCUCUAUUCCUCCUGGGUCACAGAGAACCUACUUGCCAUGGCCAGGCCCUCUACUGCAUUAAUAGAAAAGUACAACAUCGUUGACCAAUUUAAAAGAUGUGGCCUAAAGACAGUGAUAAACCUGCAGAGACCAGGGGAACACGCCAGCUGUGGUCCCAACACACUGGAACCAGAGAGUGGAUUCUCCUACCGACCUGAGGUGUUCAUGGAGAAUGACAUAUAUUUCUAUAACUUUGGAUGGAAUGACUACGGGUUGGCCUCCCUCACAUCCAUCCUGGACAUGGUGAAAGUCAUGUCCUUUGCGAUGCAGGAGGGGAAAAUGUCUGUCCACUGUCAUGCUGGUCUGGGAAGAACAGGUGUGUUGUUAGCGUGUUACCUGGUCUUCGCCACGAGGAUGACCGCUGACCAGGCCAUCGUGUUUGUACGUUCUAAACGUCCCAACUCCAUCCAGACCAGAGGUCAGCUGUAUUGCGUGCGGGAGUUUGCCCAGUUCCUGGUCCCCAUCAGGUGUAUUUUCUCCUGCGCUGAGCCCAGUACUAACCCAGUCACCCUGUCCCAGUUCCUGACCCGCCAGAGACACAUGCUGCACGGCUAUGAGCGACGGGAGCUCAGGCACCUGCCCAAGAUCAUCCAUGUGAUCUGCAAGCUGCUGCUGGACAUCGCUGAGCACCGUCAGGUAAUCGAGGAGGACAUGCUGGACGUAAAUGACAUGACUGCCGAGGAGGAGGUGGAGUUUGAGCGCUACUACGACUUUGGCUUCACCAAGGGUAGCUUCGGCGGAGGCAGCAUGGGGGACCGGCCCCGCUUACCGGGACCCCCAACCAAACACCGACACGCCAACGAACCGGCCCUCUUCUACCACCGCAAGAGCCUGAGCUACAGCGAGUCGGACGUACAGAGGCUAGGCUCUGAACUCCACCUGCUGACCCAACCUCUCUCCAACUUUCUAUCCGCUAGCAACUUGCCUGUGGCCUGUUCUCCCUCCCUGACCUCCCUGCAUAGAACCCUGGCCACGGUCAGCCCUGUCACCACCACGUACAGCUCCCAAAAUGGAUUCUUUCCCCAUGGGUCCCUCUGGGAGCAGAAGAGCCUGGCGGAGGGAUCCCCACUCUUAAAGAAGAGGCAGAAAGCCUGCCAGAGCAGCGAGUCUGAGUGCCACCCUAAGCAGAAAACGUUUGGCAGCAUGUUGUUUAGGUGGAGGGAGAAUUUAGCGAACAAUGGGAAUGUGUCCAAGGUGUUUCAGAUAGAGGAGUCAGAGGUGCCCUUCAUCACCAUCCAGACAGAGCUGUCCAAGGAGGCCAGGCGGGUGCUGGUGGCCCAGGCCCUGGCGGUGGAUCUGGAGCUGGAUGGAGAGGACGAACACUUGGAGAGACUCCACGCCUGGCAGUCUGGGUUAAACAUGGGAGGGGCGUGGGAGAGGCUGUGUACAUUGGAGAAGGACCCAUUUGUGCUCUCUGGGCUGAUGUGGACCUGGCUGGAGCAGCUGAAGGAGCCAGUCAUCUCCGUCAGAGAUGUACAGAAACUGGACCUUAACGACAGUGACCCUGCAAACCCAGAGGCUGUCUUCAAACCACUGGACCAGGCUCCCAGGGAGAUGUUGAUGUGCAUUCUGGACUGUAUGGCUCAUGUUCUCACAAUACCAGAAGAGGUGGAGGCUGCUUUCCUGGAGCGCACCAUCAAGGCUUUCACCAAGAUGGGAAAAUGUUCAGCGGUGUAUCCGGCCAUGACAGAGAUCCUCAGGCUGGUCCUACAUGACAUGAGGUUUAUAGCCAUAGAGGAGGAUGAGGUACCAUUUAUGCCUCCCGGCCCUAUUAUGCUGACUCCAUAGCCCUGCUGGAUUCUGUUCCAGACUGUCCCUAUGUAGAGACUUGUUAUAUAUUAAACAGCCAUAUACAGUGGCAAGAAAAAGUAUGUGAAUCCUUUGGAAUAACCUGGACUUCUGCAUCAAUUGGUCAUACAUUUGUAUCUGAUCUUCAUCUAGGUCACAACAAUAGACAAACACAUUCUGCUUAAACUAAUAACACACAAACAAUUAUACAUGUUCAUGUCUUUAUUGAACACAUCGUGUAAACAUUCACAGUGCAGGGUGGAAAAAGUAUGUGAACCCUUGGAUUUAAUAACUGGUUGACCCUCCUUUGACAGCAUAACCUCAAGCAAACGUUUUCUGUAGUUGAGGAUCAGACCUGCACAACGGUCAGGAGAAUUUUGAACCAUUCCUCUUUACAAAACUGUUUCAGUUCAGCAAUAUUCUUGGGAUGUCUGGUGUGAACUGCUCUCUUGAGGUUAUGCAACAGCAUCUCAAUCUUCUGUUGAAGUCAUUCUGUUGUUGAUUUACUUCUGUGUUUUACGUCGUUGUCCUGUUGCAUCACCCAACUUCUGUUGAGCUUCAAUUGGCAGACAGAUAGCCUUACAUUCUCCUGCAGAAUGUCUUGCUAAACUUGGGAAUAAAUUUUUCUGUCGACGAUAGCAAGCUGUCCAGGCCCUGAGGCAGCCAAGCAGCUCCAAACCAUGAUGCUCCCUCCACCAUACUUUACAGUUGGGAUGAGGUUUUGAUGUUGGUGUGCUGCGCCUUUUCUUCUCCACACAUAGUGUUGUGUGUUCCUUCCAAACAACUCAACUUUAGUUUCAUCUGUCCACAGAAUAUUUUGCCAGUAGCGCUGUGGAACAUCCAGACGUGCAGCAAUGUGUUUUUUUUUUUUACAUUAGUGGCUUCUUCCGUGGUGUCCUCCCAUGAACACCAUUCUUGUUUAGUGUUUUACGUAUUGUAGACUCGUCAACAGAGAUGUUAGCAUGUUCCAGAUAUUUUUGUAAGUCUUUAGCUGACACUCUAGGAUUCUUCUUAACCUCAUUGAGCAUUCUGCGCUGUGCUCUUGCAGUCAUCUUUGCACUCCUAGGGAAAGUAGCAACAGUGCUGAACUUUCUCCAUUUGCAGACAAUUUGUCUUACCGUGGACUGAUGAACAUCAUGGCUUUUAGAGAUUAUUUUGUAACCCUUUUCAGCUUUAUGCAAGUCAACAAUUCUUAAUAUUAGGUCUUCUGAGAUCUCUUUUGUUCGAGGCAUGGUUCACAUCAGACAAUGCGUCUUGUGAGUAGCAAAUUCAAAUUUUGCAAGUUUUGCAAGUUUUUAUAGGGCAAGGCAGCUCUAACCAACAUCUCCAAUCUCGUCUCAUUGAUUGGACUCCUGACUCCAAAUAGCUUUUGGAGAAGUCAUUAGCCUAGGGGUUCACAUACUUUUUCCAACCUAGACUUUUCAUGUUUAAAUGAUGUAUUCAAUAUAAUUUGUGUGUUAUUAGUUUAAGCAGACUGUGUUUGUCUGUUGUUGUGACUUAGAUGAAAAUCGGAUCUAAUGUUAUGACCAAUUUAUUCAGAAAUCCAGAUAAUUCCAAAGGGUUCACAUACUUUUUCUUGCCACUGUAUGUUGUGCCUUCCUGUGCAGUUUGGGUUGUUUUUAAUCCAGUUUGUUAUUUUGUCAUCACAUAUUGUCCUUUAAGUGUAUUGUAUUUAAAUAUGACUUGUUUACCUCAAUAUUGUACAGUUACAAUACAGACCCAAGGAAAUGCAGUUUAUUUCAGAGUUUAAAAUUAAAGUGUCAGUUUGGUUUUGUUAAUUAAGCAGAUCAAGGUGGAGUAUUUGUUACAGUAUAUGCCUUAAAGACUUGUAGUUAUAUUGAACAUGUAACAUCCAACACAUGAAUUUAAAUACUUCAUCUCCUCAUAAAGCCAGCUCAGUGAUAAUCACCAUCCCUGUACAGAAAUGUGGUAUUACACAAAAAUAAAGUAUCAUGGCACGGUAAA